GAGGAGCCAGUAUGAAGUACCGCACGACUAUGAACUUUAUGGAUUGUCUAAAGUUAUAAUGACUGAGAAUCAGUCACCCUUCCUCUAGUAUGUUACCGCCUAUAGACAGGACUUUACUUAAGUUUAGACAUGGAACUGUUUUUUUUUUCUUUUUGUUUAUUUUGCCUCUUUCCUGGGAAAUGUUUGGACUAUAACACGGAGCUCGACAGUUCCGGAAGUUCCGUUUAUCUUCCGCUUUCUGUUCAUCUUUCAUCAGCAGGCUCACACACUCUGCAGUACCAGUACACUGCUGUCAGAGGAACAAAUCUCCCAGAAUUCACUGCUGCUGGUCUGGUGGAUGAAGAGCAGUUUGUGUUCUAUGACGACAACAAAAAGGAGAUGAUCCCAAAGACAGAGUGGAUACAGAAGAUGAGAGAUGAUGAUCCACGUUACUGGAACAGAGAGGCAGAGCGUAUGGUGGAUCAACAGGACCGUUUCCAUGUCUUGAUGAAGCCAGACACGCAUAUCUUUAAUCACACUGAAGGAGUUCAUACACUCCAGAGGAUGUACAGCUGUGAGCUUGAUGAUGACAGCACCCCUAGGGGAUAUGAUCUGUACGGUUAUGAUGGAGAAGAUUUCAUGAGUCUGGAUCUGAAAACUGGAACCUGGACUGCAGCGAAUCCUCAAGCUAGAAAACUUCUAAAGAAGUGGGAUCAUAAAGAUGAAGCUAAAUACUGGAAGAGCUACCUGGAGAAUGAAUGUAUCGAUUGGUUAAAGAAGUUUGUGUCUUACGGCAGAGAGACUCUGGAGAGGAAAGUUCGUCCCGAGGCGUCAGUGUUCCACAAACACACUCCUUCUCCAGAGGUGGUGUGUCACGCUACAGGUUUCUUCCCCAAAGCACUGAAUAUCACCUGGCAGAAGGACGGAGAGGACGUGACUGAGGACAUGGAGCUCAAUGAGACGUUACCCAACGAUGAUGGAAGCUUCCAGAAGAGGAGCAUUCUGAAAGUCCCAGCUGAGAAACUGCAGAAACACAAAUACACCUGCGUGGUUCAGCACAGCAGCUUGGAGAAGGAUUUAAUCCUAGAAGUAGCAAAAGAUGGAGGGCAGAUUGGAGUCGUCAUUGGUGUGGUUGUCGUCGCUCUCCUCGCUGUUGUCGCUGCUGUUGUCUUCUGGAAGAAGAGGAACUCUGGAUUCAAACCUGUUCCCCCCAAACCCUCCUCUGAAGGAGAUUCUUCCUCCAACAACUCUUCAACUGUGUUUCUUCCUGCUGAAGUGAGAGAGAGAGUGAGGAGGUGCAGCCAUGCUGCUUCUGCUUCUUCUCUUACUGCCACAAACUGGACUGCAGUGUGUAACACUGCAAUCGAGUCUUUUAUAUAGGGCUGUGUACCGGUACUGUACCAUGAAAAUCGAUUUGGUACAGGUCCAAAAUACCGGAUCAUGAAGUACCGGUACUGUACUGAGAUAAAUUUACACCAAGUAUCUGCUUAUUUUGUGACUGAAGAUGCGUAAAUCCUACCACAAAGACGAAAAUUUAGCACUGGAAAAGACGUAAAAUGCUGCGCUGAAACUUGAAAUCAGAGCCAUCUUUGAUUUGAGAUCCUCUCGCCACAGUCUCACGAGACAUUGCGAGAGCUUGGCUGAUCCAGCGUUCUGAUUGGUCAAAAAGACUCAAAAGCAGGUCAGCCAUUUUUCCUUUGCUGGCAUUGGCAGUCUUUGCUGCUUUGUGUAAUUUUGCCGCGCAAGUUAAAGGCCGUGGACUGCGCAUAGUCUGUAGUACUCUAGUGUAGUCACUUCUCGCUGUGAGACAACUUAUGACUUUUUGUCCCAAGUUAACUAAGUGUGAGACUGAGAGGGUGACUGAGAAGUGAGGUAGGAAACCUAGUUAUGUUCGGUUUUCUUUGAAUAAAGACACUGACAAGUUGUCAACAGUUUAUUAAUGUUUCUGUCAUUAUUGAAGAAGUUCAGAAGAAUUUGUCAAAUUGUUCAGGUACAGAUACAGGUCCGGACCUGUACCUAAACCUCUGUACCGGUACCUGUACCUGAUGUUACGUUUAGGUACGCAGCCCUACUUUUAUAUCUGUAUUUUAUAGGGAGAUGAAGAAAAAUGUUAUAAAAACAAAAGUCCUGUAAUAACGUACUGUAGCUCUUAAAACCUUUAGAUUUCCUGCUUGUAUUCUUCCUUUUUUUUUGUGGAAGCCUUUGUAAAUGUUACUCUACUGUAAAUAUUACUGUAAAUAUUACUUUAUCCUGUAUUUUAUAAAAACUAUAAAAAGAAUUGAGAUUCUAACAGUUGGCGCUGAACACUUAAAGGGGAACUGAAGUCAUUUUUAAAAAACUUACUUUAUUUCUUAAUUAACGCAGUGUUCGAAAUACCCGUCUGCAUUUUGCAGAAUGAUUUUCAAGAUUGCAGAAGAAAAAUUAAACAACCUACAAUUUUGCAGAAUGAAAAAAUCAGGCUCGGGAUUUAAUGGUUCUCAAUUUAGCAAACUAGCGGCACUGUAAAUGAACUGAAACCUGCGCCGUGCGAACCUGACGGCAUUUUCCAGGUCAAAGUUGAGCAAUAUUUGCGUAAUGGGAGGACCCGACAACUACCUCAGCAGUGUUCGGCAGUUUCCGCUAUGCAUCUCCCAGAAUUCAGUGCGGCACAACAAACAUGGCUCCCAAGAAGAGGAUUGUUUCUUCGUGGCAUGAGUCCGGCAAAAAUGCAGAGAAAACAAGGACGAUUUUGUCGUAUCUCGGCAAAACAGCAGCCAGCGUGACCCCAACAGCGACAGAUCGCGCGUCCGCGAGGGUAACAAAAAUGAAGACGGUCGCUGUUAUAGUUGGAUUGCUGUGGCGGGUACAUCACAGUCAAGCGAGGCCUACAGAGAAAAUCGCGAUCAUGGUGACCCAGAAAUAGAGGGAACUUUCCGCGAAGAUCAUGAGCACAUGAUCAUUGUCAGUUGGGUUUUAUUCCUUAAUGGCAUCAAUUCUUUGCAUCAUCGUAAGAUGUAACAGAGUGUAGAAUUGAAACCUUGCUUUCAAUUUAAAACUACAGGUUGCAGAUGCAAACACUGUGAAUGAAGUACAUUUUGGGUAACAAGCUAGAAACUUAAUCUUGACAAAAUGUAACAUGAAAAUGAAUGUUUUGAUUCUUGAAGAACAGCUGUGUUCUAUUUUUUAUUGUGGUGAUACCUUUAUUAGUAUGUUGUGUGGAAGGAUAAUGUGUGGGUGUGAUAACUAGUACAUUUAUGAAUUAGUUGGUAUACUUCAAGUUGUAGUAGCCCGUACUGUCAGGGCGAGGGGGAUGAAAGACCUGUGGAGGGAUCAUGGAAUGAUAACUUGGCUGCAGAGAAGGAUCUGUGAAGAUUGAAAUUAAAAAUGGAGUGAGAGAAUAAAGAAUUACAGUAAUGCUAUGAGUUGUAAAGCUAGAUAUGAUGUAAAUAUAGGCAUUAUAGGUUGAGAAGGGUGUAGUAUGGAGGCUUGUGUAUUUGCAGAAAAUAUUUCCAAAUUGCAGAACAAAAUUUUGACAUUCUGCAAUAUUGCAGAACACUGGAAAAAAAUAUUUCGACCACUGUAACUUGUUCAAUUAUGUUUUCGGUUUUAGUAACCUUAUAUCUUCACUCGUAUUGGCAACUAAUUGAAAUUAAAUAUUACACUUAUCGGCCUAUUCGGUUUUUAGCCGUGUUGAAUUUAGUUCGUUUGGUCCACGGCAGGCGUCGCUUAUUCGUGCAAUCUUCACGAGACAUUUGCGAGACUUCGAAAUGUGACGUGUCAGUGCCGCCAUUUUGAAAACUGUUUUCCAAACGAAAUAUUGCACAAAAACAAGUUUAAAUGACGAUUACUGCCGACUUUUUUCAAACUUUCCUGAUUGCUGUCAAAACAAACAAAACUUCCAGCUUAAUUACAUCAGCAUUUGAAAGAGAGCACGCACGUCUUUCGACAACGUUGGCAGAUGUUGCUCUGUGUCCGAAAUCACUCCCUACUCACUAUAUAGGGCACUAUAUAGUGAGGAGCCAUUUUGUAGUGAGGCUUAUUUACACCGUAUAUAGUGCACUCAAAGUAUCCCACAGUGCAUCAUGAAAAGUAGUGUACAACCGAUGGUCACUAACCAAAGCAAUAUAUCCCAUCAUGGAUUACGAUCACGCUGAAAGAAAAAUCAAAAGUCUCAGAUUUGAUUUAAUAAAAGGCAGCGGUGGCGGGGCGGCACGGUGGUGUAGUGGUUAGCGCUGUUGCCUCACAGCAAGAAGGUCCGGGUUCGAGCCCCGUGGCCAGCGAGGGCCUUUCUGUGUGGAGUUUGCAUGUUCUCCCCGUGUCCGCGUGGGUUUCCUCCGGGUGCUCUGGUUUCCCCCACAGUCCAAAGACAUGCAGGUUAGGUUAACUGGUGACUCUAAAUUGACCGUAGGUGUGAAUGGUUGUCUGUGUCUAUGUGUCAGCCCUGUGAUGACCUGGCGACUUGUCCAGGGUGUACCCCACCUUUCGAACGUAGUCAGCUAGGAUAGGCUCCAGCUUGCCUGCGACCCUGUAGAACAGGAUAAAGCGGCUAGAGAUAAUGAGAUGAGAUGAAGCAGUGAACGCGCGCGCACACCCAGAGCAGUGGGCAGCCACACCAGAGCGCCCGGGGUGCAGUCAGGGGUUCGGUACCUUGCUCAAGGACACUUCAGCCCAAGGCCGCCCCACGUAAACCUAACUGCAUGUCUUUGGAUUGCGGGGGAAACCGGAGCACC
Neoarius graeffei (lesser salmon catfish) is the source of this 4688-nucleotide messenger RNA. Its product is annotated as BOLA class I histocompatibility antigen, alpha chain BL3-7-like. The record is from RefSeq and is a predicted model, not a curated record. The transcript is spliced from 8 exons. Gene Ontology annotation, cellular component: external side of plasma membrane. Gene Ontology annotation, biological process: immune response. Lineage: Eukaryota; Metazoa; Chordata; Actinopteri; Siluriformes; Ariidae. The coding region runs from base 130 to 1359 and encodes 409 amino acids.